Molecule: messenger RNA, 3114 nt
Organism: Petromyzon marinus (sea lamprey)
Lineage: Eukaryota; Metazoa; Chordata; Hyperoartia; Petromyzontiformes; Petromyzontidae
Source: RefSeq, a predicted model, not a curated record
GAUUACCCCACGCCUUCCUUCCUCGCGGAAGCCCUCCAGCGGGGAUUUCCGGAGCGCACCGAUGCCACCGACAAGACGGAGAGACGCGGCUGACAUCACGCCGCCUGCUGCGUUUCUGCGCCUCCCCCUCCCUCACCACCUCCUCCUGCCUCCUCCUCCUCCACCGGGGCAAACCGCUCCUCAUCUUGGAGCGCCACCUCAUUGCGAGUUCACCUCCAGCUCAGCCAGGCACGCCGCGGUCGAUCCUCUCUUCUCUACGAUGGGCGCAAGAAGUCAGCCGUGCCACGCUCGCUGCUGCUGCUGCCGCUGCGGCCACCUCCGUCUGCUGUUGCUGCUGUUGCUCGUGUCCGGUUGCGCCGCUGGUGAUGCCGCUGACCGUGUAACGCCAUCGUCGUCGUCGUCAACAGCAGCAGCAGGGGAGACGAUGCAUGCAGUUCAUCCAAGCUCCGAGGAGAUGCAACACAAGUGUGGUUUCACACUUGAAGGAAUCAGUGAGUGCAGAGACAAUAGAUGCAGAGAAGCCUCGACGACGUGUUUAAACAUCGACAAUCCAGCAGCGUGCGUUGUGGAGAGGUGUGAGCAGGCGUUGGCGGAGUGCGAGCGCCCGCUCAACGCCAAUCUGAGUGCUGAGGCAGUGUGUGAAAGGGAUGGCUUUGCAAAAGUCACCACAAACUGCAUAACUGAAGUUUCCAAAAGCAAAGACACAUUUUCCCACUGCAAAACCAAGGGCUACCUGCAAGUGCGGCGCAGGUGCUUCUCUUCCACAUGGAGGAAGCUGGUGCAGCAAGCUGCCACAGAGAGGACGGGUGCCAUGAACUUCACCGACGACUUCUUUGAUUGUGUGGAUAAGAAUUGCAUCAGCCAAUCAGAAAGCUGCCCAGAGAAGAACAGUGCAUACAUCAAAAACGUGAGUGCACGAAUCUUCACCCUGGAGGGCUGCACCUACAGCAUCGCCACCUUCCCCCAGGAGUGUGAAAAUCCUCUCUGUCCGAGAGCUAUUGACGUUUGCUUCAAGAGGUUCUCAUCAGCUGGGUUGAUGGUGACGCUGGCUGUAAUUGUGCUGCUUCUGCUGGCCUUGGCGGUGGCGUUCAUCGUACGUCGAGGAAGGAAACAUUUCCACCAUCCCAGAAGCAACAACUCGGUGGCUUACGUCAGGGUCAUUUAAGCCUCGGCCGGUGAUUGGUCCGAAACAAACUUCAAUCCGAAUUUUACUUUCCGAAGGUUUUAUAUGAUCUUUAUUUUGUAGAUGUGUGUAUGAAUUUUUUUCACUGUGUGUUUUGUGAUAUGCAAGUGACAUGCAAAUGAUAUGUUAAUCUAACAUAUGGGCUAAGAGAACGAAUGAGCCUGCAACAAAUGAGCCAGAGAAGAAUGCAAAACAAUGUACACGAGAGGGUAAAAUCCAGACGAAAAUAUAAUCGGUUCCUGAAUCAAAAUCACGACCUUGAAUCAUGAUUAUUGAUCAAAUUACCAAGGAGGUUAGGUGUGCACCAUCCAUUACUAAUAAUAAUUUGACAAAUGCACCGCAAGGGUUGAACGUGCCCGAGGUACAAUGUGGGUGACGUUUUCCUGUUCUGGUUUUGUGCCUCCUUCAGGCGGCAGAGCCACAUUUCAUUUUAUUAACCAUUUGACAGGUGACUUUAUUGAGGGCCACCUGAGAUCCGUCAACCUUCUGCCGCAUUUCGCUUCUGUGUUACUCUGCCACGAGGCUGUGUUCUAUUUGGCAGAUGAUUAACUGGGUUUCACUCUACGCUUAUCCGCGCAUCUGUUGAGUAACGCCUCGAAACUAGGCUUGAAGAAUACAUGUGCCAAACCAUGCUUUGCUACAAUCAAAGAUAACUAAACGUUUAAAGGACCUUGUUGGCAGUGGUGUACACAAAUCACCGCAUUAAUGAUUUGUACUGCUUAAAAGCAACCACAAUAGUAUGACGUCUUAGGCUAAUGGCCCUUAAUCAGUGCAGAGGGAUUGACUUAAAAGUUGAGUUGACACUUUACAUUGUGGAGGCCCGAGAAAAUUGGGCAAUUUUGAUAAAGUCCACAAAGGAACGGUUUGGGAUUGACAUUUGAGUAGUUUUAUUAGUAUUACGUGUUUAUAUUCAAGAAAACUACUCGUCUGUUUUAUAUGACAUAUUUUUGUACAACGCAUGUAUGAUGAAUUUAGACACUGGUUACUGUUAAUACACUGGAGAACCUAUGUGUUUAUCUUGAACGAAGACAUGGAAUUCCUCAAUAAUAUUCAUGGAUGCAUCAUUAGUCCUCCUUUAAUGCAAGCUCUAUUGAAAUACGUAUUUUUGUCCUCUGCGUAUUCAGAAUAUGGUACCGUAGCUUUAAAGAGGGUAUUUAAAUUGUAUUUUACACAGAAAUGUCUGCAAAAGACACUUAUUACAAUAGGAUACCAAUGGCAUGUAUGUAGUGGCACCUAAAUGCAACAACAUCUCAAGAUGCUGUGCAGAAACACAAGGCGUUUUUUAGAGAAAAAAAAAGUGCAGUCAGUGAUAGGCAAAGGAAGGAAAGAUCUUAAGCCAGGACUUGAUUGAGUACAGGGAAUUGACAGCACGGAUGUCUGGGGGAAGGGAGUUCCAGACGAUGUGGGCAGCAGAGGAGAAUGAGUACCCUCCUUAUGAAAAUGUAGGCCCCUUGCUGAGAAGUCGUUUGAGUCCAAACAUGCACUGGGUGAUUGUCACUUUAUACAGGGAUCCAAUACACCACAAGAUGGGCCUAGUUUAUGUGUUCAUGAAAACAUCUUCCCCCCCCCCCUACCAAUUUUUUUGUUAAAUAAUAGUCUAUACCAUGAGGGAAUAUAAUGUAAGUGCUAAUUUUCCACCAGAUAUUGGCACAUUCUGGUUUUCUGUAAAGAAAUGAAUUGGGAGCAUGCAUGUUUUCCCCUCACAGUAUCAUUACACCAUAAAUGUGUUUUUUUAAUUUAUUGAAGUGAGCAUUAAAUGAAAAUUAAAGUUCAUCCCAUUAUUAUGCACAUCCUAUGUAAAGCUUAAUUUCGUGAAUCUGUAAGUAAAUGUUGUAUAGUCAUCCGGCAGGUCCGUUUAAAAGCAGUGGAUAUGUAUUUAACAAGCAUGCCUGGUAUGUUUCAGAAUGUGGGGAAAUAAAUCUUUAAGGCAG